Thermothielavioides terrestris NRRL 8126 is the source of this 237-nucleotide messenger RNA. RefSeq lists its product as uncharacterized. Gene Ontology annotation, cellular component: interphase microtubule organizing center; spindle; gamma-tubulin ring complex. NCBI's taxonomy places the organism in Eukaryota, Fungi, Ascomycota, Sordariomycetes, Sordariales, Chaetomiaceae. The coding region runs from base 1 to 237 and encodes 78 amino acids. Gene Ontology annotation, biological process: microtubule nucleation by interphase microtubule organizing center; gamma-tubulin complex localization; mitotic spindle assembly. The transcript is spliced from 3 exons. The record is from RefSeq and is a predicted model, not a curated record.
AUGCCGCCCAACGAGCGGGCCGAAAAACAGGCUGCUGCCCAGCAGGCCGUUGAUAUCCUGCACGAGAUUGCGACCAUCCUGAACUGCCAUCUCGACCGCCGCACGCUGUCCAUCUGCAUCUCCAUGAUCGAGAACGGGGUGAACCCGGAGGCGCUGGCGAACGUCAUCAAAGAGCUCCGCAAGCAAGGCCAGGAAGCACAGCUCGAGGCUGCCGCGGCGUCUGCGCGACGGAGAUGA